Messenger RNA from Zingiber officinale, 1880 nucleotides. Its product is annotated as putative pentatricopeptide repeat-containing protein At1g02420. The coding region runs from base 79 to 1593 and encodes 504 amino acids. The record is from RefSeq and is a predicted model, not a curated record. The transcript has a single exon. Gene Ontology annotation, molecular function: protein binding. NCBI's taxonomy places the organism in Eukaryota, Viridiplantae, Streptophyta, Magnoliopsida, Zingiberales, Zingiberaceae.
CAGGAGCAGAACUCAAGAACCCUAAUUCCGUUCGUUUUCCUUGUACCUCACAUCUGUUCGAGAAAACCCCAAGGCGAAAUGCUCUUGAAUCGCAUCCUUGUCAAACCCUACCGUCGCGGCUGCGAUGUCCUUCCGCUCCAGAAGCUCCUCCUUUCUACUGGGCACGUUGCGAUUGAAGCAGAUGAGGCAGCAGCGGCCAACGCCGACAGCAUCAAUACCGUCUUCCACAUCAUCAUCAACUCCUCCUCCAUCGAUUUGAUGGAAAGGUCUCUUAAGCAGUCAAAAGUCUUUAUUUCCAAUGAUCUCAUCGAUGGCGUCCUCAAAAGAUUUCGUUUCGGUCACGGGGACCCCUCCCGGGCUCUGGAGUUCUUCGAGCUUACCGGCAAACGCAAAGGGUUCUUCCACACCGGCUUCUCUUAUGACACCAUGCUCUAUAUCCUGGGUCGGAGCAGGCGAUUUGAGGACGCAUGGAACCUGCUUGUCGAGAUGCGGCAGAAAGAUCGAACCUUGAUCACCAUCCGCACCAUUCAAAUCGUCCUUGCGCGGAUUGCCAAGGUUUGUUCCGUCCAGCAGACGGUUGAGAGCUUCCGCAAGUUUCGUAGACUCUCCAUUGAGUUCGAUACCAAUUGUUUCAAUGCUCUUUUGAGGACCCUGUGCCAGGAGAAGAGCAUGGCCGAUGCCCGAAAUGUGUAUCAUAGCCUGAAACACGAUUUUCGGCCUAACAUUCAGACGUUUAACAUAUUGUUGUCAGGUUGGAAGUCAACUGAGGAGGCUGAAGGAUUCUUCAGGGAGAUGGCUGAGCUUGGGGUGAAGCCGGAUUUGGUUUCAUACAAUUGCAUGGUAGAUGUCUAUUGUAAGAACCGUGAUGUGGAGAAAGCAUAUAAGACGAUAGAUAAGAUGAGGGAAGAGGAGAUCUACCCUGAUGUGAUCACAUAUACUAGUUUGAUUGGUGGAUUAGGAUUGGUAGGUCAACCUGAUAAAGCUAAAGAUGUUCUAAAGGAAAUGAGAGAGUAUGGAUGUUACCCUGAUGUUGCUGCAUACAAUGCAUCUAUUCGAAAUUUCUGCAUUGCAAAAAGGCUUGAGAAUGCCUUUUCUUUGAUGACUGAGAUGACGGAGAGAGGUUUAUCUCCAAAUGCCACAAGCUAUAAUCUAUUCUUCAGAAUCUUCUAUUGGGCUAAUGACCUAGGGAAUUCCUGGAAGCUUUACAAGAGGAUGAAGAUAAAUGGAUGCUUGCCCAACACGCAGUCUUGCAUGUUUCUCAUAAGGUUAUGCCGCAGGCAGGAGAAUGUGGAGAUGGCUCUUGAGCUUUGGAAUGAUAUGGUGAAUCACGGUUUUGGUUCAUUCACGUUGGUCUCUGAUGUAUUGAUUGAUCUACUAUGCGACACAGGAAAAUUAGAUGAGGCUGAGCAGUGCUUCAUUCAGAUGGUUGAGAAAGGGCAGAAGCCAAGCAAUUUGUCCUUCCGAAGGAUUAAGGUUUUGAUGGAACUGACAAACAGGAAACAUUCUAUAAUGAAUCUAUCAAACAAGAUGGCCAUGUUCGAACAUAAAAUUCCACAUGGACUUGAAAGAAAUGAUGUGCCCAACCCCUGUUAAUUUAUGUGACUUAGGAUCUGUCACUUUGCACUCUGGUUAAAAGUUAUCAGUUACCUAGGAUCAAGCGUUGGAGAAGUAACCACUCAAUAUUUAGUGACAAUCACAAUUUGAAAGAAAAAUUACUUUUGAUACCUUAAUUAUUGAUCAGUGAAAUUCUUGAAAGUGUGAUGCAGUUAGGUACAGAGCUAUACUCGAUCUGAGGCUCCAACAUUCUUCCGAUCAUUUGAACUCUUGUACUAGGACAAUUUAUGCCAAUGUAAACAUGUUCAUGAAAGAAGAUGCUUCAA